Molecule: messenger RNA, 2891 nt
Organism: Saccostrea cuccullata (small rock oyster)
Lineage: Eukaryota; Metazoa; Mollusca; Bivalvia; Ostreida; Ostreidae
Exons: 4
Coding region: 68-1852 (594 amino acids)
Biological process (GO): regulation of transcription by RNA polymerase II
Molecular function (GO): DNA-binding transcription factor activity, RNA polymerase II-specific; RNA polymerase II transcription regulatory region sequence-specific DNA binding
Source: RefSeq, a predicted model, not a curated record
GUAAACCACACCUGUCUGGUGGAAUUUGUGAGGCCCCGGACGGGAGACGGAAAAUCUUGGAUCACCGAUGGAUCCUUCCGUGGUGGAAAGUCUUCAAGCUCUAGAGCGGACGGCAGCCUGGGUGAACCAAGUCGCUCAGAUGCGACAAAUGUGUAACUUUGCGGACAUGAAGGAGGACUCCACAGGAGAUAGCAAUCCAGACCGCGACGCCUGCAGCGACAAAGAUUACGACGAUAUUCCGGACAGUUACGAGGGCUUCCAGACAAUGGAACCAUUCGGAUCCAGCGAUUCCAGUCGCCAGGCAGAUGCCGGUUCCUCCAGCACGAUGGACUUUGUGGACAUCCCUGCCACAGUCCAGGAAUUCAAGGCGUCGCUGGAGAGUUCCGGAAUCUCCCAGAGGUUCGCGGCCAAAUUCAUCAUGGAGUCGACCAGUCAAGGCAAUCUGAGCUUUCUCCUGGAGAAGGGCAAGUCUAAACACUGGUCAGAACUGAGUGGGAGGGGGCGGUUACCUUAUAUACGCAUGAGGAGGUGGUUAGACAGCCCAGAGGAACAAAGAAUUACGCUGAGUCAACUUAGCAUGACUAAAGAGUUCAAGAAAACUGGUCCAAAGGAUGGGAGUGGAAGAAGGGGGAAAUUUACCCUGUUCCAACUGAUGGUGCUCUGUCGAUUCUUCGAGGAGGAUCAGAACCCGUCCCUGAACACACGAAUGCUAUUGGCUGAAAAACUCCUGGUUUCCUUGGAACGGAUCACAAUAUGGUUUCAAAAUCAACGAGCCCGUGGAUUUCCCGCUAAGCGUGUGCUAUGUCUGAUGAGUGUGGAUCGGCAGAAUGCAGAGAGUGAGAAAGCCGAAUUUGGACGAAAAUAUAAGAACAUUCAAGACGAUAUCCAGAAACGGACCCAGGCCUUAACUGGUGCUCUACAAACAAUGGGUGGGCAAAGCCCUGAUAUUCCAAACUCUGUGAAUCGAAUCAAUGAAUCGCUGAACACAGGUUCAGUAAAUGGAAUGACAAAACAUCCCCAAAGUAUUCCUGGACCUGUAAGCAAUAAGGAUUUACUUGGUCCUGGGUCUAUACGAUCUCUGCCAGCCUCUUUACCAAUGAAUCAGAGAUACAAACCCUAUGACAUGCCCCCUGGGUGGAGAGGUAGUGAAAGGUACAGUAAUUUCACAAAUUAUCUGCUGCAUCAGUCCUCGAGUUCAGCCAAUGGCAACAUGCACACUGUUGAUCCAUAUCAGCAGAAUCCAGCAAAUGCCAGCAUACAGAAGGAGGUUGGAGAGAUAGGAAACUCUCUGCCUUUAGGAAAAUGUUCCUCCAAGAAAGAAAUAAUCAAUUCACCAGAUCCCAGGCCAACAUUUCUUGUACAGAAUUUGGCCAACUCAACAGUUUUCAAUAGGCCAAGUACAGAGGGUGUGUAUCCUUUACAGAAAAAUGGAGUGGACAAUGCUGUUGAGAAAAAAGAUGCACAGAUUCCAACUUCAGCAGUUCAAAAAAUGUCUGAGGUGGUGGAGACUGCUUCUAACUAUAGUAAACAGAGAAGUGGAAAUUCCUCAUUCUCAAAUUGCCAGAAUAAGUCUGAUGAACUAGAAUCUUUGAAGUGGAGUGUUAAAGUGGAGCCAGGGUCAGAGGUCACAGACAUUAGUCUAGCCAAGUAUAAGGCCCCCUCUCUACCACAAGGUGGCACUAACUUCUUUCCGGGAGGAAGUGAUGUCACUGAUCAUGUGAUGGACUUGGUAUCUGUCAAGACUGAGAAUGUUGAGAAUGGGGAAAUGAGGGAAAUGGGCAGUGCCCCAGGAGAGUUGACCAAUCAGCUGGGGUGCUCGGGAGGAAAUGUAAUCUGUGGGAUGACACAAUAAAACAUGCAAUGUGGAGCCAAACUGAUGCUUAGUAAUAAUAAUUGACCUUUCAUAGUUGUUAAAAGGAUAUUGAUCGAGAAACCUAAAACAGUAUCUGUGAAAAUGAAAGUAGAAAAGGAAAGAGAGUUUUAUGUUUUGUGAUACAUGCCUAAAUUAUUAUAUGAUAAAGAUUUAAAGAAAAAGACCAGAUUAUAGAGACUUAGUAGAAAGUUUUUGGAAAUGCUAUAUUUAAACAUUUGCGCUUGUAUACAUGUUGUGUAUAGGGAUUCAAAUAAUUUUUAGCACUCGGUAACCCUAGUGGUUCAUUUGCUUUUUCGUACUUCAUAGACAUCUAAAAGAAAAUACAAACACAAAAAACCCCAAAAUAAUCAGAACUCAAAUAAAUUGUCCAAAAAUAUUAAUUUCACUCACUUCGCUAUAAACUUGUAUGAUACAUAUAAAUUAAUUAUGAACACAUAACAUUAAGACAUUAAUAUCUUAUUGUGGGUAAAGUGUAUGCACAUGCAUGUUUAUACAUGUUCAAAUAUAAAUGUAUUGGACUAAAAUUGUAAAUACUUUUUAAAAUGAACUAUCGAUCAUCCUUGUUUAAAAAAUUUUUUUAACAGUCAUUUAAAAUGUGCAUUUUGCAUAUGUAAUUUUUACAAAUUUGAAUGUAAGUGAUGAAGCGACAAGAUUGAAAGGGCCUUUAAAGAAAAGGUGAAAUAAAAUGCGGAUUCUUUUACAUUUCAAGAAUUUGAGUGAAGCUGUAUUUGCCUGCAUUCUACAUUGAUUACAGUUUGUCUGUGUAUCAAAAGUCGGGGUUUAUGUUUUGUUUUGUACAGUUUAAGGCAUAAUUACUUAUUUGUUGUGUGUAUUUGUGCUGAAAUAUGUAUUUAUUUCAAUUGUUAAUAAUUAUGUACAUGUAUAUAAUGGUUGUAUAACUUAUUGUGAGUGCCAGUUUUGUUUUCUUUUAUCUCCUUUUUUCUUUCUUUAGAAAUGAAUUUUAACCUAUUUUUUGAGCUUUUAAAGAUCUUUAGAGAAUAGGAGUGUUAAAAUGCCU